Molecule: messenger RNA, 348 nt
Organism: Caenorhabditis remanei
Lineage: Eukaryota; Metazoa; Nematoda; Chromadorea; Rhabditida; Rhabditidae
Exons: 2
Coding region: 1-348 (115 amino acids)
Biological process (GO): rRNA processing; ribosomal large subunit assembly
Cellular component (GO): nucleolus
Molecular function (GO): rRNA binding
Source: RefSeq, a predicted model, not a curated record
AUGAAAGAUGUCAAGGAUCUGUUGCCUCACGCGAAAGGAGACUCGAAAUUGGAUCAACAGAAAUCACUGAAAGCACUCAACGAGAUUGCUGAAAUGAAGAAUUGCACGAAAGUGAUGUAUUUCGAGAGCAGAAAGAGAAAAGACACGUAUCUUUGGAUGUCGAAUGUGGAGAAGGGACCGUCGAUCAAGUUUCUCGUUCACAAUGUCCAUACGAUGAAGGAACUGAAAAUAUACGCUCGUAAUGUUGAAGAUGAAAAAGAAAUGAAGAAGAAGCUGAAGAUGAAGAAAAAUCAUAUUCAGAAUGGAAAACGAUUCUUCAAGCGAAAGAAAAAAAGAAACCGCAGUUGA